This is a messenger RNA of Numida meleagris (helmeted guineafowl), 2093 nucleotides long. RefSeq names its product nucleoside diphosphate kinase, mitochondrial-like. The transcript has 5 exons. NCBI's taxonomy places the organism in Eukaryota, Metazoa, Chordata, Aves, Galliformes, Numididae. The coding region runs from base 824 to 1384 and encodes 186 amino acids. The record is from RefSeq and is a predicted model, not a curated record. Gene Ontology annotation, molecular function: nucleoside diphosphate kinase activity. Gene Ontology annotation, biological process: CTP biosynthetic process; GTP biosynthetic process; UTP biosynthetic process.
AUCUCCGUUCCUCCAGCAUUCUGCUGUCUGAGUGCAUCAGGGCCUGCAGGAGGAGCACCCUGCAGCACACAGGGUGCCAUCACAGGGGGACCUGGCCUUGCCCCUGCAGCGUGAGGUUAAAGCCCCAGUCCCCAUUCAGAUGGGGUGAGAUGUCGGGGCAGCUCCCUCUCCUUGUGUGAGCCUGGAGCGUGUGUUCUCCUCCUGAAAACCUGCGCAAAUUGGGGUGUAAAGGGAGAUGGCUGCACACAGGCAGCUGGCAGGCCUCCGGGCUGAGGUGGGCUGCUCCCAGCACCCGCGGCUCCUCCAGGGAGCUGCUGGAUGAGGCUUCGCCUGCCCCGCUGCCGCCGUGGGGCUCCACACUGGUGCUUCUGCUUCUUGCAAAAUGUUUGGUUGCUCUUCUCUGUUUGCUGACGGAGGGUGAAAGUGCGUGUUUUUCCCCGGCCGAGCCGAGGAUCAAGGGCAGCAGCUGGCAGGGGGCCAGAGCCCGGCUCGGACCUGCGAGCCCCGGUGCUGACAAAAACCGCUUCUCCCUUCUCUGGUGUCUGAAGUUGCUUGUUCCAGAUCCACGUGUUUUCCCCAAGGUGUUAGCAGGCAGAGCGGCCGCUCACCUCGCUGUCCCGGGAGGGACCGGGCUGGGGCCAGGAGCCCGUACCCGCUCAGCCCGUUCCCCCGCAGCCCUCGGAGGGACGCGGGACGGCUGCUCCCAGGGCGGGGGCUCCCCGCGGCCGCGGCUGCUUUAAGGGGAGGGCCGAGCCGGCCCCGCCGGGCUCUUAAAGCCUCCCCGCGGGGCGGCCGGGUCCGCUCCGAGCCUCCCGCCCCGGCCAUGGGCUCCCUGGGGCGCUGCCUGGCUCGGGGGCUGCUGCGGGGGCAGCCCGGCCUCUGCCUCCCCCUCGGGCCGCCGCGCUGCUACGGCUCCGCUCCCCCGGAGCUGCGGGAGCAGACGCUGGUGCUGGUGAAACCGGACGCGGUGCAGCGGCGGUUGGUGGGCGAUGUCAUCGGGCGCUUCGAGCGGCGCGGCUUCAAGCUGGUGGCCAUGAAGCUGCUGCAGGCGGAUCGGGGCCUCCUGGACCGGCACUACCAGCAUCUACAGCAGAAGCCCUUCUACCCCGCGCUCCUGGCCUACAUGACCUCGGGGCCGCUGGUGGCCAUGGUGUGGGAGGGCUACAACGUGGUGCGCUCCACGCGUGCCAUGGUGGGGGACACAGACUCAGCGCAGGCGGCGGCGGGGACCAUCCGGGGGGACCUCAGCAUGCACGUCAGCAGGAACGUGGUGCACGCCAGCGACUCGGUGGAGACGGCGCUGCGGGAGAUUGGCUUCUGGUUCCAGCGGGACGAGCUGGUGGCCUGGGAGAGCGGGGACAGCCAGUACACCUAUGGGCCCUGAGGGCGCAGGGACCCUGCGUCAUUAAAUGCUGCACCUCCCCUGCUGCCCUGCUCCUGUCCUUCACCGGCACUGGGAUGUGAACUGGGGGGACUGGGAGGCAGCAGGAAGUGCUGGGGGCACUGGGAUGUCACUGGGGGGCGAUGGACAGCACUGGAAUGUCAAUGCAGAGGAACUGGGGUGGCACUGAGAGGCACUGGAGUAUCAUUAGGGAGUACUGGGGGCACUGGGAUGUCACUGGAGGACAAUGGACAGCACUGAGAUGGUACUGGGGUGACACCAGAAAGCACUGGGAUGUCACCAAGAAGCGCUGGAUGUCACUGGGGGGCACUGGGAUGGCAUGGAGUGGCAAUAGAUGGCACUGAAUUGUCAUCGUGGAGGCACUGGGUGUCACUGGGAUGCGCUGGUGAUGCUGGGAAGAACAGAAAUGGAGCUGGGAGGGUACUGGGAAGCUCCAGGAGGCACCAAGAAAUGCUGGGAGCGCUGGGAUGCCACCAAGAGGAGCUGGGUGUCACUGGGGGAGCACUGGGAUGUCACUGGGUUAUCGCAUGGCAGCCCUGGAAUGGCACUGGGAGGUCACGGGGGAGUGCUGGGGGGCAGUGGACAGCACUGGGCUGUCACUGGGACGAUACUGGGAAGUGCUGGGUGCCAGGGGGAGGCACUGGGAGCCUCUUGGGAUUGCGGGCGCUCUGGGGCGCCGGGGCCGCCGCUG